Momordica charantia (bitter melon) is the source of this 1951-nucleotide messenger RNA. RefSeq names its product histone-lysine N-methyltransferase ATXR3-like protein. Gene Ontology annotation, biological process: protein import into chloroplast stroma. Gene Ontology annotation, cellular component: chloroplast inner membrane. Lineage: Eukaryota; Viridiplantae; Streptophyta; Magnoliopsida; Cucurbitales; Cucurbitaceae. The record is from RefSeq and is a predicted model, not a curated record.
CUCGCGUCCUUCCACCUCCAUGUCCCGCUCUCCGACUCCUCCGCCGGUCCUCCAUUUUCAGCCUGCUCCAGCAGCUUCUGCUUCAGUCCGAAACCCUACUCUCUAAUUUCUCGAAGUCUCAGCAUUUUACUGUUUGAUCAGCCUUCUUGAGACUUGAGUCUAUCUCAGUUAUGGCGUCAAUCAACUUCAAUCCCUUCGAAAACUGGUUCUCCAGACGUCCUAAUCCCAUCCCUCCCCUCAAUCUCACUGCAUUUAGAGACUCGUUGUCUCAGAAAUCCUCAACGUCCCCAAACUUUGCUUCUACGAGCCUCUCGAAUUUCUUCAAGAAGUCGCAGAAACCAAAGAAAGCAUCCGACGAACCAGGAUACUACGGCAAAAUGCUAGAGCAAUUCUUCUGGGAAUGCGACAACUUACCCGAUUACAGACACACCCCCGAGGUGGAGAAAAUCUUGAACGAAGAUCCUGUACUGGAUAAUAAAGAGAAUCCAAGCGAAGAGGAGGUCGAAAAGAACGAGAAGCUAUGGAAAGCGUUGCGAGCCAGCCCUGUUGUGCAAUUCCUGGAACGUGCGGAGGAAAUUGCAGCCAAAUACAACGAGUUAGAGCUGAAGGAGAAUGAGAAUCCAUACAGAGAUGAGGACAAGAAGCUAUGGAGGGCCAUUCCUCAUGUGCCUGGGCUUGACGGGCGGCCUAUGCCGAGGAAAGCAAUUAAGACGAAGAGGGAAUCCGAAGACAAAUUUUGGGAUUUUGCGAGACAGUUCUUUUUUGGGCUGUGGGGCUUCCGGCAGAGACCAUAUCCACCUGGUCGCCCGAUCGAUGUUGCGCAGGCCAUUGGGUAUAAGCGGCUCGAGAAGCGGUACUAUGAUUUUAUCAUGAGGAGUGGAGGUUGGUACUAUAAGGAUCGGUUGGGUCGUACUCGGGGACCAUUGGAACUAAUUACUCUUAAAACAGCUUGGGGAGGUGGGAUUAUUGACAAGGACACAUUUAUUUGGGGGGAGGACAUGGACGAAUGGGCUCCAAUUCACAUGGUUUAUGGAUUGGAGCGUGCAAUUGCCACUUGGGAAGUUCGACUCGGUGCUGCUGCCACUGCUUUCCUUCACAAAUUGCAAAAAGGCAUACCUCCAUGGGUUCCUCUUAAGGGACAUGAGAAGAAAACCUACAAGCAACUCCAACAAGAGGCUUUAGAGAGCAAGAGACGGGAUCUAGCAGUGCUAGCAGCUAACGACGGUGUUUGGCCUGGAGUGAGAAUUCCUAGUCACGCCCUGUUUCUCUGGGCCAGCGGAUCUGAGUUGACAUCUAUUUUGGAGGCAGAUCACAUGCCAAACAAGUACAUUCCUAAGGAUCUAAGGUACAAGUUAGCUAAAAUUAUACCUGGCUUAAGACCCUGGGAGGUUCUCAGCGUGGAGCAAGCGAUGGAACAGAUAACAUAUAAUGGCGAAUGGCAUCGUGAACCACUAGGGACAUACACGACUGGCCCUCCUUACAUCAGGCAUUGGAAUAAAGAUGUCAAGAGAAUGUUUAGGAUAUUCUUCAACCUCAGCACCCGAGUUUACAAUAAAAUGGAGAGGACAAUUCCUGGUUUCAGUAAAAUAAUGGAUAAAGUCCAGGCCGAUGCUGCUGCCAGAGAUGCUAGGCGGAAGGAGAGGAGGGAGGCGUUGAAGAGAGCCGAAUUCGAGAGAAUGAUCUUCGGCAGAGUAAAAAAAGAUCAGUAGAUUAUAAUUGUCCAACAAUAUUGCAAAUCCUGCAACAGCCAAGUAAGAGAAAAAUCAGGUUCUGGUGUAAACUUGGUUGUAGUUUUCACAUGAAGGUGAGUGGCCUUCGUCUUCUGAAUCGAAUUAGGAAACUCGGAUCUCUUGGUUUUGUUUGUAAGGCUCAUUUUUUGGGUUCCUUUUGUAACAUUGGAUUAGUAUUUUCAAGGAUAAAUGUAAAGUAAAUCAUCAGUAGUUUCACCAAA